AUGCUCGCUUGUUUGGCCAGAGGGAAUCUACUGGAUAUUCUUCAGGAGGGCUUCACGGAGCAACAACUACAGGCAUAUGUGGCCUGGGUGAAUUCCCAGCUGAAGAAGAAGCCAGCAACAAAGCCAGUCCAAGACCUGAGGCAAGAUCUCCGAGAUGGAGUCGUUCUGGCUUUGCUCAUUGAGAUCGUCGCUGGUGAGAAGUUGAAUGGCAUUCAGGUCAACCCCUCCAGCCAGCAGGAGAUGAGGGAAAAUGUGGAGAAAGUCUUACAGUUUGUGGCAUCAAAAAAGAUCCGCAUGCAUCAGACUUCAGCAAAAGAUAUUGUUGAUGGGAGCUUGAAAUCUAUCAUGAGGUUGAUCCUGGCCUUAGCUGCUCAUUUCAAACCAGGGUCUGGGAGAACAAUCAAUCACAGCCCUGCUGGCCUGGUGGGGAAGAGCUUGUCAGCAUCGUGUGCCAGUCACAGGCCUCACUCGGCUGCUGCAGUGGCCCAAGGGGCGGUAGCUGCUCUGGCAGAUGUUCGUCAGGAUGUCUUGCAAUCCGGCCGAGAUGUUUUCCAGCACAGACAGAGAAAUAGCAGCAUGGAUGAGGAGAUUGGAAAUCCCUACUGGAGUGUCCGGGCACUGGUGCAGCAGUACGAAGGGCAGCAGAACAUGCCAUUGGAGUCCCACUCUUCCAGUCUUACCUCACCCAGUCCUAUCCAUAGUGCGAAGAGCGAAUCCACCGUAGCCCCGUCAGAGGAGAAGGAAAGACUUGUGAUCAUCCACACAGAAGAAACAAAAGCUAAACCAGAGGAGACAGAAUCUCAUUUCCAGCCUGACUGGCAAGCAGGGAACACUGGGUCGUAUUUGGAGAAUUCAUGGGAGGAGCAGCUUUUGGAACAACAGGACCAUUUGGGAAAGGAAAUGGAAGAAGCCAAGAAGAUGAUUUCAGGUUUGCAGGCUUUGUUGCUCAAUGGGUCUUUACCUGAGGAUGAGCAGGAAGGGUCCUUUGAACUUUGUGAACAUGGAGCCUGCUCUGAAGAGCAGCUGAUCAUCAUCCGAAGUCGCCUGGACCAGAGUGUGGAAGAAAACCAAGACCUAAAGAAAGAGCUAUUGAAAUACAAACAAGAAUCUCGAAACCUACAGGGAAUAAAGGAUGCUUUACAGCAAAGGCUGGUUCAACAGGAUGCUUCAGUUCUUCAGCUGAAGCAGGAACUGCUGAGAGCAAACAUGGACAAGGAGGAAUUGCACAACCAGAACGUUGACCUUCAGAGGAAAGUUGAAGAGAGGAACCGUCUACUGGCAGAAUACAAAAAGGAACUGGGCCAGAAGGAUUGGCAUUUACAGCAGCAUCAGAACAAACUGGAUGAAAUGCUCAGGCAGCUUUCUGAGGCCAGCUACCAGCAGGUGGAUUUGGAGCGGGAGCUGGAGCAUAAAGAGGCCCUGCUAGCUCACUGCAUGAAGAGAGAAGCCGAAGAGGCGAUGGCUUACAGCAGCCUUAGUGCUCCGAGCAAUGGCUUCCUCCAGACAGCAGGAAAAGGAGCUGCUCCCACAGCCCACCGAGGGACAAAUGACUUGCAGCUGGUUCGCGAUGCCCUUCGCAGCCUCAGGAACAGUUUCAGUGGCCAUGAUCCACAGCACCACACCAUUGACAGCCUGGAGCAGGGCAUCUCCAGCCUGAUGGAACGGCUGUACCGCAUGGAAACACAGAAGAGGCAAGAGAGAAGGAUCCGGGGGAAGUCACCUGCAAGCAGAGCAACCGACGAGUGUAGAGACUCCUGGCCUCCCAAAUCCAAACUGCCUCAUUCUCACAGCACGCCUGUGAUGAGCACCAGUGCCUGCACCAAAGUGCUGUACUUCACUGACCGCUCCCUCACACCUUUCAUGGUCAACAUACCAAAGAGGUUAGGGGAAGUGACUCUGAAGGAUUUCAAGGUAGCUAUCGAUCGUGAAGGAACCUACCGGUACCACUUCAAAGCCCUGGAUCCUGAGUUUGGCACAGUUAAAGAGGAGGUGUUCCAUGAUGAUGAUCUCAUUCCUGGUUGGGAGGGGAAAAUUGUGGCAUGGGUAGAAGAAGACCAUGGGGAGAAUUAA
Molecule: messenger RNA, 2070 nt
Organism: Eurypyga helias (sunbittern)
Lineage: Eukaryota; Metazoa; Chordata; Aves; Eurypygiformes; Eurypygidae
Gene: DIXDC1
Product: DIX domain containing 1
Exons: 20
Coding region: 1-2070 (689 amino acids)
Biological process (GO): canonical Wnt signaling pathway
Cellular component (GO): cytosol
Molecular function (GO): protein binding
Source: RefSeq, a predicted model, not a curated record